Bicyclus anynana (squinting bush brown) is the source of this 1251-nucleotide messenger RNA. RefSeq names its product KRR1 small subunit processome component homolog (gene dbe). Gene Ontology annotation, cellular component: small-subunit processome; nucleolus. The transcript has a single exon. Bases 123 to 1151 code for a protein of 342 amino acids. Lineage: Eukaryota; Metazoa; Arthropoda; Insecta; Lepidoptera; Nymphalidae. Gene Ontology annotation, molecular function: RNA binding. The record is from RefSeq and is a predicted model, not a curated record.
AGACGUUGACAAUGACAUCGACAGACGUCAAAAAAGAUAACCUUAAAAAUACAUUAGUGUUUUUAAAUUUCAAUUUAGACAUUGUAUAUAGAUAUUUAAAAAAUACGUGAGAUAUAUUUAUUAUGGAAGACAUAGAUGAUAGAGAGCAAAAAGAAACUGGUCCAAUUGAGAAUGCUUGGGCUAUGAAAACACCCAAGUUUACACAAGAGGACAAUCCACAUGGGCUAUUAGAAGAAAGUAAAUUCGCUACUCUAUUUCCAAAAUAUCGAGAACAAUAUCUAAAAGAAUGCUGGCCUUUAGUACAGAAGAUUUUAAAAGAUCAUCAUAUAAUAGCUGAAUUAGAUCUUAUAGAAGGAAGUUUAACUGUGAAAACAACACGAAAAACUUGGGAUCCAUAUAUCAUUAUUAAAGCAAGGGAUUUUAUGAAAUUGUUAUCUCGUAGUGUUCCAUUUGAACAAGCAGUUAGAGUGUUAGACGAUGAGAUAGGUAGUGAUAUUAUAAAAAUCAAUUCAUAUGUAAGAAAGAAAGAAACAUUUUUAAAAAGGCGCCAGCGACUUAUUGGGCCCAACGGUGUAACGCUGAAGUCAAUUGAAUUGCUAACCGAUUGCUAUGUCCUAGUACAAGGUAAUACAGUGUCAGCAGUCGGCCCAUAUAAAGGACUCGUACAGGUGAGAAGAAUAGUCGAGGAUACAAUGAAAAACAUACAUCCAAUGUAUAAUAUUAAAAGUCUAAUGAUCAAAAGAGAGUUGAUGAAAGAUUCGAGGCUCAAAAAUGAAAGCUGGGAUCGCUUUCUACCUAAGUUCAAAAGUAAAAAUGUUCCAAGGAAACAACCUAAAAAUAAAGUCAAAAAGAAACCAUAUACUCCAUUCCCACCACCUCAGACUGAGAGCAAAAUUGAUCGUGAGUUGGCUUCGGGUGAAUAUUUCCUGAAAGAUGAACAGAAAAAAGCAAAGCGGCUCUAUGACAAAGAUGAAAAACAAUUGCAAGCCAAGAAAGCAAGACAAGAGGAGAGGAAAAAGGACUUUAUACCGCCAGAGGAAAAAGUUGCUACCCCAUCUAAAACUCUAGAAGAGCCUAUAAUCAAUAUUGAUCAGUUUAAAGCAAAAAUGAAAAAAGUUUCAAAGCUUAAUAAAUCUAUGACUAAGAAAUGAUAGCUUUAAAAUUCAAUGUAAAUACUAUCUCUGUAAUACAUUAUUUUUAUUUUGAAGUCUGUAUUUUUUGUGAAAUUAAACUUAUCUGAAUCAGGUACAA